Myxozyma melibiosi is the source of this 672-nucleotide messenger RNA. RefSeq lists its product as uncharacterized. Gene Ontology annotation, biological process: calcium ion transmembrane transport; Golgi calcium ion homeostasis; Golgi calcium ion transport. The record is from RefSeq and is a predicted model, not a curated record. Gene Ontology annotation, cellular component: Golgi apparatus; fungal-type vacuole membrane. Bases 1 to 672 code for a protein of 223 amino acids. The transcript is spliced from 2 exons. Gene Ontology annotation, molecular function: calcium ion transmembrane transporter activity; manganese ion transmembrane transporter activity. Lineage: Eukaryota; Fungi; Ascomycota; Lipomycetes; Lipomycetales; Lipomycetaceae.
AUGAUUGUCUUUUCUGAGAUCGGCGACAAGACCUUCCUCAUCGCUGCCAUCAUGGCCAUGAAGAACCCGCGCACCGUCGUCUUCUCCGGUGCCUUCGCCGCCCUCGUCGUCAUGACCAUCCUCUCCGCCCUCCUCGGCCACGCCGUGCCCCAGCUCAUCCCCAAGAAAUACACCUCCUACCUCGCCGCCAUCCUCUUCAUCGUCUUUGGCAUCCGUCUCCUCAUCGAGGGCUACAACAUGGACAAGAACGCGGGUGUCGAGGAGGAGAUGCACGAGGUCGAGGAAGAGCUCGUCCAAAAGGAUCUCGAGUCCUCGGCCGCUGCUCUCGAGGCCGGUGAGAAACACCAUCGCCAGAAGUCUGGCAAGUUCUCCGGCGUCGCCAACCUCGCCGCUCUUUUCUUUUCUCCUGUCUGGAUCCAGACCUUUGUCAUGACCUUCCUCGGUGAGUGGGGCGACCGAUCGCAAAUCGCAACCAUCGCCAUGGCCGCCGGCCAGGACUACUGGUUCGUCAUCCUCGGCGCCAUCGUCGGCCACGGCCUCUGCACCCUUGCUGCCGUCAUCGGCGGCAAACUGCUUGCUUCCAAAAUCUCCCUCCGCACCAUCACCCUCGCCGGCGGCGGCGCGUUCCUCGUCUUUGCCGUCAUCUAUUUCAGAGAGGCGCUUUCCCUGUAG